Molecule: messenger RNA, 234 nt
Organism: Paramecium sonneborni
Lineage: Eukaryota; Ciliophora; Oligohymenophorea; Peniculida; Parameciidae
Source: the annotation of a GenBank genome assembly
AUGCAAAAGAGUAAUGAUUUGUAAAAUGAGUUUCUUGAGGUAAAACAAAAUAAAUAUGAUGAUGUUGUAUAAGAUAGGAAAAUGAGUAAUAAAAUGAUUUUCUUGUAAUUGAUAGAGCUAGUCAUUUCAAUAUUAGACUUGAUACAAUAACUUAGAAAUCAUAUAAGAAGAAAAUGUUAUAAAAAUAUAAUAUCAAUUUAAAAUCAAUAACUUGAAAUGAGAAUCAAGGUAUGA